This is a messenger RNA of Oncorhynchus kisutch (coho salmon), 2987 nucleotides long. RefSeq names its product SH2 domain-containing protein 5. Bases 1215 to 2441 code for a protein of 408 amino acids. The record is from RefSeq and is a predicted model, not a curated record. NCBI's taxonomy places the organism in Eukaryota, Metazoa, Chordata, Actinopteri, Salmoniformes, Salmonidae. Gene Ontology annotation, cellular component: postsynaptic density. The transcript has 10 exons.
GAGAAGUGGGGAUUUUGAAAGGAACCAUAUAAGGAGAAGUGGGGAUUUUGAAAGGAACCAUAUAAGGAGAAGUGGGAAUUUUGAAAGGAAACAUAUAAGGAGAAGUGGGGAUUUUGAAAGGAAACAUAUAAGGAGAAGUGGGGAUUUUGAAAGGAACCAUAUAAGGAGAAGUGGGGAUUUUGAAAGGAACCAUAUAAGGAGAAGUGGGGAUUUUGAAAGGAACCAUAUAAGGAGAAGUGGGGAUUUUGAAAGGAACCAUAUAAGGAGAAAUGGGGAUUUUGAAAGGAACCAUAUAAGGAGAAGUGGGGAUUUUGAAAGGAACCAUAUAAGGAGAAGUGGGGAUUUUGAAAGGAACCAUAUAAGGAGAAGUGGGGAUUUUGAAAGGAACCAUAUAAGGAGAAGUGGGGAUUUUGAAAGGAACCAUAUUAGGAGAAGUGGGGAUUUUGAAAGGAACCAUAUAAGGAGAAGUGGGGAUUUUGAAAGGAACCAUAUAAGGAGAAGUGGGGAUUUUGAAAGGAACCAUAUAAGGAGAAGUGGGGAUUUUGAAAGGAACCAUAUAAGGAGAAGUGGGGAUUUUGAAAGGAACCAUAUAAGAAGAAGUGGGGAUUUUGAAAGGAACCCAAUAAGAAGAAGUGGCGAUUCAAAGGAGUCUUUUAACACUAGAAGUGCUGGAAUUCCAUAACUGCUAGAACUGAAAUGACUUGAUAUUUCAAUUAUUAUUAUUAUUAUUUAAAAUAUUCAAUAAUAAAUCAUGUAUUGUUCAAGUUCAGGUAUCUAACGUUAGCAAGUAUUUACAUUUACGAAAAACGUAACGUUACAUACAUGGUUACCAGUAGGUAACGUUCAAAGACACAGCUCACAAUGGGUGAAUAGACAGUAAGGAAUUUUAGUUAUCCCCCAAAAAUGUCAUCUCUGCAGAACAUUAAUGACAUCCUGAGUGGCACCUUUCAAAACCCACACUUCUCCUUAUAUGGUUCCUUUCAAAAUGUCCACUCCUUUCGAAACCCCCACUUUUCCUGAGAGAUGACAUUGUAGACCCUGAGGGAUGACUGCUCUGAGAGAUGACAUUGUAGACCCUGAGGGAUGACUGCUCUGAGAGAUGAUGUUGCAGCAGGACCCAUCCAACUUUCCAGUCCUGCUAAGCAUUCAAAAUAACUCAGGGGAACUCCUCCAGAAACAGCAGCAUAAAGAAGUAGGCUAACUCAGGAGUGAGAAUGAUGGGUGAGACACCGGUCAGGGAGGAUGGCACAGUUACAAGGUCAGCUGAGUAUGUUGGGUCUUUUCAUGUGGACGACUGCUGUUUGGACGAUCAGAUGCAGCAGUUGCACACACAGCUAAAGUCUCUCAAAACAUGCAAGAAAAGGAGGCCUGUGUCCCUUAAAUUUUCCAUCAAAGGGGUGAAGAUGUAUGAUGAAGAUGAGACGACCCUCCUCAUGGCCCAUGCUCUACGAAGGGUCUCCCUUUCCACUGCCCACUCCACGGACGCCCAGUUCGCCUUUGUUUCCCACAACCCCGGCAGCCCUGAUGCCCAGCUAUACUGCCACCUUUUCAAGGCUAGGCAUGCCAGAGCAGCCCAGUUCCUGAACCUGUUGCUGUGCCGCUGUUUCCAGCUGUCCUACCUGGCAAAGCACCCAGAGGAGGCGCGGGAUGAGUCUGUCGGCCCACUGCCGAGCCGUGCCCCCUCCCUCCUCAACCAGGGCUUCCCUCUCUGUGUCAGUGCCCUUGUGUCAUUCCGAAGGGCCCCCACUCAGGGCUUACUCCCAGGGGAAAAGGUCUUCCCAUUGAAGAACAACGGAACAACAACUGAGGAACAACCGAGCAGCCAAGAGGAGGUCUUCAACUCCUCUCCUUCCCUGGUGCGCAAGAGAGCCAUCCGCAACAAAGUACUGCGCUCAGGAGCCUAUCGCUCCUUCACUUACAGCCCUCACAAACAACGUCCCCUCCAGGAUCAGCUAAACUCUCCAGAAGGGAAGGGGCAGGACAAAAUGCCAGUGAGGAGAGCCCGGGCCCCAAGCCUUGCUGAAACAGAAGAAGCUCUGGCUCAAGCAGUGUGGUGUUGGGCUGGCAUUGCCACUGACAGCAGCUCCUCCCUGCUUGCAGAGGAUGUCCUGGGGUCGUACCUGCUGUGCCCCCAUCCUAAGAGAACUGGCUGUGGCUCUCUCAUAAUUCGUUUCUCUUCUGGACUGGUCACCCACCUCAUAAACAACACCUCCAAUGGGAAAUACAUGCUUGAGAACUGCCACAUAGAAUUUAGCACCAUUGCUGCCUUGAUAGAGCACUGCACCGAUAUCAAGGGGGAGCUGGACUGUCCGCUGAGUUGUGCCCGUGUGAACCACUGCUAUGAGUGGGAGGAGAACCUUGCUAAGGCACUGCCUUUAGCCUUACACCAAGGCCUCAAAAGAAAGAAUGCAAAAUAUACCCAGAGGAAACACUGGGUUUAAAAGUCAUUUCUGAUCAUUGGAUUGAUCAAUGUAUCUCAUUUUCUAAAAGACACUGACCAUAUGUUACACUGACACCUUAAAUAUAAUAUAAUUCAUUAACUUGCAUGCUUCACUUUUGUUAUUGUUUUCAGAUUUCUGAUAGAAACACAACUCUAACUAUCAAAUUUACUUCCAGCAGGUGAAUUGUGAUGAGUAGAGUAACAUUUUGACACUUAGCCUCUGGGAUGUAGGGCUGUUUUAAUGUCAAAAAGCUAUGUGUGUUUGAGUAUAUUCCUCUAUGUUUUAGCUGCACCUACUUUACUUCACCUACGUUUCAAUGAAAUUAUUUUAAUACAUUUUAAUUACAUUAUUUUAAAACGUAGGAAUAUUACGUGUGUGUUUGUAUAGACUAUAUAGGGACAUUUUUUAAGGAUUAAGCAGACUAAGGUUUUUUUGUACAUUAACUCUGACUCAUGUUAAGCUGUCUUUUUGAAUUUUAAAGUGUUCUGUGAGAACUAGCAGUAUUUCUUCAUUUUGAUUACAGAUAAAUGUACUUGCUGAAUGAAA